UCAAUUGGUCAUUCACUAGCUGACAACCAAGCAAACCCAACCAACUUAAUCAACAUGUUCAAAUUCUUCGCCGUCUGCUUCUUCGCUGUUGUGGCUGUGGCUAGCGCCAAGCCUGGCAUUGUGGCUCCUUUGGCUUACACCGCACCCGCUGUUGUUGGCAGCGCUGCUUAUGUGGCGCCCUAUGCCUCCAGCUACACUGCUCACCACGUUGCCCAUAGCGCUGCCUUCCCAGCUGCCUACACCGCACCAGUUGCCGCCGCCUACACCGCUCCAGUUGCCGCCGCCUACACCGCUCCCGUUGCUGCCGCCUACACCGCUCCAGUUGCCGCCGCCUACACUUCUCCCCUUGCCGCUGCCUACACCGCGCCCUUCGCACGCUAUGCUGCCGCUGCUCCUUUCGCCUACAACGCACCAUUCGAUGCUCCCUAUGUCGCUCGCCCUUAUGCCGCCGCUCCUCUGCUGCUGAAGAAGUAAGUCCACUCAGCAUUCCCAAUGCGAGCAAUUGAUGCGCCAUGUGCCGUCGUGUGUACCUGGUCUAGCAUUCACUUGUCCAUGCCUACAAA
Molecule: messenger RNA, 563 nt
Organism: Drosophila busckii
Lineage: Eukaryota; Metazoa; Arthropoda; Insecta; Diptera; Drosophilidae
Product: vitelline membrane protein Vm26Ab-like
Exons: 2
Coding region: 55-474 (139 amino acids)
Source: RefSeq, a predicted model, not a curated record